Molecule: messenger RNA, 1226 nt
Organism: Haliotis rufescens (red abalone)
Lineage: Eukaryota; Metazoa; Mollusca; Gastropoda; Lepetellida; Haliotidae
Exons: 4
Coding region: 16-438 (140 amino acids)
Source: RefSeq, a predicted model, not a curated record
UUUCUAUUUUGAUAAAUGACAUUGAAGGCUGUAAGUCAAUGCGGGGCUUCAACGUGGCGGCCGCGGUAUUCCCCACUUAUUCGUUUCAGAAAUCCACUUGAAAGUUCCAGGAACAGAGGUCCCAGGACGAUGGAUGUACAUACAGUCCAAGGCCCGGGCUUGAUGGACGACAUACGUUUCUCCAGUCUCGAUUUCCUUGGAAUGAAACAUCACAUGCCAGGUGACCUAAGCCAACUGAGCAUGUUGAUAGUGAUGGUGGCUGGCUGUGUCCUGUUUUACACUUGCCUCAUGUUCUGUAUAGUCACCCUGGACCGUCAGAUGUGUAGACGACAGACACACAUUGGCAGGAAGGUGAAACAACUGAUGCUUCAUCUGCUGAAGAUGCCGCGUUUUGCGAAGAUAUUUACUAAAAUAUAUACAUGCCGUGUUUGGAUAUGAUCUCAUGUGAGUUUGAACGUAUUUUAAUAAAUGCUGGAGUAUAGAUUGACAAACAGGAAAAGUUGACCCUCAUGUUAUACAGUCUUGUGGGUAUAUGUAUGUCACUCUGAAUCUAUAUUCAAAGAUCUAAAUAUGAAACAGACGAGGUGGUUUCACUGGUUUCUUCUUUUGUCUAGUUUAAGUGGUCAAAUCUGGGGAAUUAGCAGAACAGUAUCAGACCAUCCAUAUAGCUGAAGCUUUAGUUAACCUUCUGGACCAAAUUACCUUGUUGUGAUUUUGCCAAUCCGAAAAGAAAGUCUGACUUGUCUGCAUGAAGAGACAAAUCGUCAUUCGUGUCCAUGGGAAUGACUACUUCUUGCUACAUGACCCAGACCCAUAUUUCUUAUCGAUGUUACCUAUGAGGAAUUCAGCAUUAUUUGACUUCAUAUUGCAUAUUGUUUUCAUUUAUGACAAAUAGUCCUGAACCUUUGAAAAUUAACAAUAUGUAGCCAAACGUGUAGGGGAUUUUAAAACAUGCACAUUUAAAAUAGGUUGUCUUCCACCACAGUGACUAUUUUAAUAUUUAUACAAUAAUUCUUCGUAAUACCAACAAAUGUAUUGUACAUAUGUCUUUUACCAUGACAUUGAAUAGUGUUUUCUGUCAAUGUCAAAAAUGUGUUGACGUUAUUUGUUUUAUUUUCAUUGCAUUUAUGACCAGUAUUCGCAAUGAAUUUAUUUAAACACUUAACAAUUAUUACUUGUCUAAAUGAAGUAUACACAAAUAAAUGGUAUAAGUACCAGUUUGGAAA